UUCGCUCAUAAAACCGGGGCCUUAUCCAGGGCCACGCUGACAGAACUCCCACGGACACACCAUGAUUAGGACCCUGCUGCUGCUGUCUGCUUUGGUGGCUGGAGCCCUCAGUUGUGGGGUCCCCAGUUACCCACCUGGUAUGUCUAGGAUGUAUGGUGGUGAAGAAGCGAGGCCCAACAGCUGGCCCUGGCAGGUCUCCCUGCAGUAUAGCUCCAAUGGCCAGUGGUACCACACCUGUGGAGGGUCCCUGAUAGCCAACAACUGGGUCCUGACGGCCGCCCACUGCAUCAGCUCCUCCAGGACCUACCGCGUGGUGCUGGGACAGCACAACCUCUACACUGCAGAGUCCGGCUCGCUGGCCGUCAGUGUCUCUAAGACUGUGGUGCACCAGGACUGGAACUCCGACCAGGUCUCCAAAGGGUACGACAUUGCCCUGCUCAAACUGGCUAACCCCGUCUCCCUCACCGACAAGAUCCAGCUGGCCUGCCUCCCUCCUGCCGGCACCAUUCUACCCAACAACUACCCCUGCUACGUCACGGGCUGGGGAAAUCUGCAGACCAACAGGGCUGUCCCUGAUGACCUGCAGCAGGGCCGGUUGCUGGUUGUGGACUAUGCCACCUGCUCCAGCCCCCGCUCUUGGGGCAGCACCGUGAAGACCAAUAUGAUCUGCGCUGGGGGUGAUGGCGUGAUAUGUACCUGCAACGGAGACUCCGGCGGGCCGCUGAACUGUCAGGCAGCUGACGGCCGGUGGGAGGUGCAUGGCAUCGGCAGCCUCACGUCCGUCCUUGGCUGUAACUACUACUACAUGCCCUCCAUCUUCACACGGGUCUCCAACUAUAAUGACUGGAUCAAUUCGGUGAUUGCAAAUAACUAACCAAAAGAAGUCUCCGGGACGGUUUCAGACUUGGAAAGGUCCCAGAAGGAAAAUAAUAUUAUAUAAAGUGACAACUAUACAAAUCACA
This is a messenger RNA of Macaca mulatta (Rhesus monkey), 962 nucleotides long. RefSeq names its product chymotrypsin-like elastase family member 2B (gene CELA2B). The record is from RefSeq and is a predicted model, not a curated record. Gene Ontology annotation, biological process: proteolysis. Lineage: Eukaryota; Metazoa; Chordata; Mammalia; Primates; Cercopithecidae. Gene Ontology annotation, molecular function: serine-type endopeptidase activity.